AUGCCUGUCCCUCGUUCAUCUCAUUUCUCUCCCUGGCGCCUGGUUUGCUCCCACCACAUACAUGACGGGGGUCUUCGUGCACAGUAUAAAGCCUACGGGGAAUUUCGAUUGUCCCAGCAAUCCCAACACAUUCGCGAACUAGCGAGCCACAAUUUCAUUUGCGAGAUGCCACCCUGCUCUUGCAAGGCAAAGGGCUUGGACAUUAGCGAACUUUACAGCGAGGGCUAUAAUCAGUCUGACAUCCCACAAUGGGGAGAUAUAGGGCGUAAUUCGACUACACGCAGACACCGAAAGCGACCUACUUUUGCGACCCGCACUUACUGCCCCAAUCCUAAUCUCAAACAACAAUCCGGCACUCACUCAUAUAUACCUCCGGACUCCACACCCACUGAUAAUGCCAAUCGCCCGCAGUCCCGCGCACCGCCCCCUCAGCCACAUUCCCAGAGGCCUACUUCGAGACAAGCUGCCCAAGCUUGGAGCAAUUACAAAGAGAGAUGUCAUGCGAUGUGCAAUCUUCCGCAACAGGCCGAUCCGGGAACACGAUAUCUAACAUUCUCAUCGAUUCCAUGGCCGGUAUUCGGUGCCGUAAAUAUAAUAUCGGAUCUCCAUGCAGAGGCCAUCAAGGAGUUUCUGUGUCCUCCUAACUGCGACCGCCGUGAACAGCGAGCACGAGUCAAGAGCGCUCUUUUAGUUUUCCACCCCGAUAAAUCAGCCGCUCGUUGGAUCUCUUUCCUGCGUCAUGACGAUAUACCUACUGUCCAUAGUGCUUUGAAUAUUGUUACCCAACAUCUCACAUCCAUUCUUCAAUCCUUAUAG
Molecule: messenger RNA, 816 nt
Organism: Rhizoctonia solani
Lineage: Eukaryota; Fungi; Basidiomycota; Agaricomycetes; Cantharellales; Ceratobasidiaceae
Exons: 2
Coding region: 1-816 (271 amino acids)
Biological process (GO): canonical NF-kappaB signal transduction
Source: RefSeq, a predicted model, not a curated record